Molecule: messenger RNA, 2171 nt
Organism: Anopheles coustani
Lineage: Eukaryota; Metazoa; Arthropoda; Insecta; Diptera; Culicidae
Gene: Non1
Product: nucleolar GTP-binding protein 1
Exons: 4
Coding region: 84-2042 (652 amino acids)
Biological process (GO): ribosomal large subunit biogenesis
Cellular component (GO): nucleolus
Molecular function (GO): GTP binding; GTPase activity; RNA binding
Source: RefSeq, a predicted model, not a curated record
CCUCGUGGUUUGUGGUGUUUUGUAGUGCUGCGUGGUUGGUUUUUCCUAUUUUCGUGAAAAAUAACAGCCACAAACUCAUCAAAAUGAGUCUGUAUAACUUUAAAAAGAUCAUGGUGGUGCCGCCAGCAAAGGCCUUCAUCGAUAUUAUGCUAUCGAAGACACAGCGGAAAACGCCCACCGUUGUACACAAGCACUACAAAAUCAGCCGCAUCCGUGCGUUCUACAUGCGCAAGGUGAAAUACACGCAGCAGAACUUCCACGAUCGGUUGACACAAAUCAUCCAGGACUUCCCGAAGCUGGAUGAUGUGCACCCGUUCUACGCGGAUCUGAUGAACGUGCUGUACGAUAAGGACCAUUACAAGCUUGCCCUGGGCCAGCUUAACACCGCCCGGCAUCUUAUCGAUACAGUCGCAAAGGAUUACGUUCGUUUGCUUAAGUUUGGUGAUUCACUGUACCGCUGCAAACAGCUGAAGAAGGCUGCCCUUGGUCGGAUGGCAACGAUUAUGAAGCGUCAGGCAUCGAAUUUGACCUACCUGGAAGAGGUCCGCCAACAUCUGUCGCGUCUGCCUUCGAUCGAUCCCUAUACCCGUACGAUCAUCGUUUGCGGAUUCCCUAACGUCGGUAAAUCUAGCUUCCUCAACAAGGUCACCCGGGCCGACGUGGAUGUACAGCCGUACGCGUUCACCACGAAGAGUCUGUACGUGGGUCACAUGGAUUACAAGUAUUUGCGCUGGCAGGUGAUCGACACGCCCGGAAUUCUCGACCAUCCGCUCGAGGAACGGAACGUUAUCGAAAUGCAGGCCAUCACGGCCAUGGCCCACUUGCGUGCCUGCAUCAUGUACGUAAUGGACGUGUCGGAGCAGUGCGGUCACUCGAUCGAGGAGCAGGCGAAACUGUUCGACAGUAUCAAACCGCUGUUCGUUAACAAACCGCUCGUGCUGGUGCUAAACAAAACGGACGUGCUGAAGUUUGACGAACUGCCGGAGGAGAAGAAAAAGGUCAUCGAAGAUCUGUCGGAGGACCGGGAGCUGAUACCGAUCCUGGAAAUGUCCACUGCCACCGAGGAGGGCGUGACGGAGGUGAAGUUGGAAGCAUGCGAACGGCUGCUCGGUUAUCGCGUCGACCAGAAGCUGAAGACGAAGAAGCUGGAGGGUGUGCUGAACCGGCUGCAUGUGGCCAUGCCCGAGAAGCGCGACGAAAAGGAACGUCCAGUUUGCAUCCCGGAAGCGGUGCUCGCGGCUCGUGCGGCCAACGCGGCCAAACUUGCCAAACGGCAGCGCAAGCUGGAGAAGGAGAUCGAACAGGAGCUGGGCGACGACUACUCGCUCGACCUGAAGAAGAACUACACGACGAUCCCGGAGGAAGAGCGGUACGACGUGAUACCCGAGUUCCUCAACGGCGUCAACAUCGCCGACUACAUCGAUGCGGACAUUUUCGAGCGACUCGAGGAGCUGGAGCGCGAAGAAGGCCUACGACUGGAGUCCGGUUUCUACGAUCCGCCACCGCUCAAUCUGGACGAAACGUUGCUCGAAAUCCGCGAGAUGGCCAAGCAGAUCCGGCUGAAGCGUUUCCUGCUGAAGGACGCCCGCAAGAUGUCGAUGAAAAGUGGCCGACCGAUUAUGCCGCGGCACAAGCAGGCGAAGGUGCGCGACCGCAAGGCGGACGAUCUGCGGCAGACGAUGGAGAACCUCGGGCUGGACAUGUCCGGCACGGAGGACUCGAACUUUGCCAAGAACCAGGUAUCCAUCCGCCGGAGCCUCACGCCCGCCGUCGGUGGCCCGAAGAAGCCGAAGAAGGACCGCGAAUCGAGCGCGAUCGUCCGUGCGACCGGGCUACCAAUCAAGCGGAAACAGCCCAGCCACGAGCUCGGCAUCAAAGACGUUGUGCUUAAGGCGAAGGCUAAAGUCAUGGCGAAGCACGACAUUGCGAAGCGCGUCACCAAGUAUGCGCGCAAGGGCGAGGGUGACCGACACAUACCGGAUCUUAUGCCGAAGCAUCUGUUUGCCGGUAAACGUGGCUCUGGUAAAACCGAUCGUCGUUAGGUGGUUAAAGGGGUGGAAUUUAUCUGCGUCUUCGUUUCUUUGGUUCCAUUUUCUCUCCGUUCUCCUCCGUGCUCUUUAUUUUGAUAAAAAGAUACGUUUAAUAAAUUUACCAAUAUAUCCACCAACAAC